CUCUCUCUCUCCGGUCCCUGGAGUUAACUUCCCAGGGAUUGGUAUUUUUGUUUUUCCUUUUUUUCCCCCCUCUUCAUGUUCUGGAACCACCGAACCCUUGCUCGAUCGGGCUGAUGUUUUUUAUGGAGUGGUUUUCCUCAGAAAGCAGAGGCUCCACAGGGCUCCGAACAGGAGAAGUAAAUCUCUCCUGCUCGCCAAGUUGCUGGCACAGUGGGAAAGUGCUUUCAUGAGGUAACGUUGGGCAGGAGUCAACCUCUCCUUUCUUCCCUCGGCGAAGCAAUGGGCCAGAAAAUCUCAGGGAGCAUUAAAUCCGUGGAUGUGCGCGAGCCCCCUUUCCGAUCGGUGAAGCGGGAACUGAGGGGGCCCGACUUCUGCAAGCCCGCGAGACUCGACAUGCUGCUGGACAUGCCCCAGGCCCGGCUGGAAAUCCAGUACAAGCACGCCUGGAACAACGAAGACCGGUCCUUGAAUAUCUUUGUCAAGGAAGAAGACAGGCUGACUUUUCACAGGCACCCCGUGGCCCAGAGCACAGAUUGUAUCCGCGGCAAAGUCGGCUACACCAGGGGCUUGCACGUGUGGCAGAUUCACUGGCCCACGCGGCAGCGGGGGACCCACGCCGUGGUGGGCGUGUCCACGGCCGAGGCGCCCUUGCACUCCGUGGGGUACACGUCUCUGGUCGGCAGCAACAGCGAGUCCUGGGGCUGGGAUCUGGGGCGCAACAAACUCUAUCACAACUGUAAAAACCAACCCGGGGUGACCUAUCCCGUCUUCUUGGAGCCGGACGAGUCGUUCGUGCUCCCGGAUUCCUUACUGGUCGUCUUGGAUAUGGACGAGGGGACGCUCAGUUUCAUAGUAGACGGGCAGUAUCUUGGAGUGGCCUUCAGGGGACUAAAAGGGAAAAAACUCUACCCGGUGGUGAGUGCAGUCUGGGGACACUGUGAGAUCACAAUGAGAUACAUCAAUGGACUUGAUCCGGAGCCUCUGCCCUUAAUGGACUUGUGCCGAAGAUCAAUUCGCUUUGCCCUUGGCAGAGAACGCCUGCAUGAAAUAGAAUCUCUACCCUUGCCUCAAUCUCUGAAAAAUUAUUUACAGUACCAGUAAGAAGCCUGAAAUC
Tachyglossus aculeatus (Australian echidna) is the source of this 1114-nucleotide messenger RNA. RefSeq names its product splA/ryanodine receptor domain and SOCS box containing 4 (gene SPSB4). Gene Ontology annotation, molecular function: protein binding. Lineage: Eukaryota; Metazoa; Chordata; Mammalia; Monotremata; Tachyglossidae. The transcript has 3 exons. Gene Ontology annotation, cellular component: SCF ubiquitin ligase complex. The record is from RefSeq and is a predicted model, not a curated record. Bases 280 to 1101 code for a protein of 273 amino acids. Gene Ontology annotation, biological process: proteasome-mediated ubiquitin-dependent protein catabolic process; intracellular signal transduction.